AUGGCCGUUAAUAACUUUCUUCUGCUUAUUCUUAUUGCAAUUCUUGAAGCUGCAGAUGGGAAUCUCUCUACAAAUUACUACUCUUCGACGUGCCCGAAAGCACUAUCCAUUGUUCGGGAAGGAGUGAGAAAAGCGAUCAAGAACGAAACCAUAAUGGGUGCAUCGUUGCUUCGAUUGCACUUCCAUGAUUGUUUUGUCAAUGGCUGUGAUGGUUUGAUACUGUUGGAUGAUUCUGCAAACUUUGUAGGCGAGAAAACAGCAGUACGUAACAAUAAUUCCAUCAGAGGAUACAAUGUGAUUGAUGAAAUCAAAGCUCAGGUAGAGAAAGCCUGCCCUGAAGUGGUUUCCUGCGCUGAAGUUGUCGCUAUUACAGCGCGCGACUCUGUUGUAUCUGUUAGCAUAUAUACAUGAACUCUUUCUCAAUAGUCAGAAGUUGUGCUGACUCUUAUUCUCAUGGUUUGAUUUGAUGCUUUGGCAAUGGCAGUUAGGGGGUCCAUCAUGGGAAGUAAGGUUGGGAAGAAGGGAUUCUCUGACCGCAAGCAGGAGUGCCGCAGACACUUCUCUUCCUCGAUCCAAAACUAAUUUAACUGGUCUUAUAUCAAAUUUCUCUGCAGUUGGGCUCUCAUUGAAGGACAUGGUAGCCCU
Messenger RNA from Tripterygium wilfordii, 645 nucleotides. Its product is annotated as peroxidase 4-like. Gene Ontology annotation, biological process: response to oxidative stress. The record is from RefSeq and is a predicted model, not a curated record. Lineage: Eukaryota; Viridiplantae; Streptophyta; Magnoliopsida; Celastrales; Celastraceae. The coding region runs from base 1 to 411 and encodes 136 amino acids. The transcript has 2 exons. Gene Ontology annotation, molecular function: peroxidase activity; heme binding.